UACACACAUACACCCAACGCCACUCGGCGUUCCAAACAACAACUUGAAGAAAAAUUACCCAGUAGUCACCGUUGGUUCACCUCCCCCUCCCUCUCUCUGCCCCAUACUUGGUCAUCGGUGCCGCCAUAGGAAUAUGAUGCGGCUGCUGCUGCAUCAUCACUGGCCCAGCAGAGGGCCCAGCACGACUUGCGAGGCUCUUGCGCGAUCCGUUCCGUCUUAUUCUUGCGUCUCGUCCGUCGUCCUGCAUUAUUGACGACCCGCUGGGGCUGGAGGGAUGCGGAGGGAAGAAGCCGCAGCACGCUUUGGGAUGCGCACUCUUGCCCCGCACCCCCAUCAUUUGCUUGAGGGACGGCGUGUGUCUGAAUGAGGGUGGGGGGGCCGGAGGCGGCGGUGUCUUGGCUGCCGUAUGGUGAAUAUUAGGCAUGGACACUCGAUGGCUGUUGGGCGGGGCGCUGACCUUGCCCAGCUGCAGGGGAGGGAUUCGCCUGGCGCGGGACGAAGGCGGGACAGAUGUGGAUGGGAAAUAAAGGGGGGGUACCAUCGGGCCAGGAGGGGGAGACAGAGGUGACGGGUGAUGUCCCGAGAAAUAAGGCAGGGCGCUCUUCGGAGGGUGAUGUCCGGGGGGUGGGUGAUGGUACCGAGCAGACAUCGGGCCGGGUUGCAUUGGAGACACGGCAUUCCGGACCGAUUGCAUGAGGUUGGGCGGGAUCGGGAUGGAACGCCACGUGUGGUGGGGGCUGCCAUUAGGAUAGCGCGCGGUCAUCGGUGCGCUUCUGUCGACUGUCCUUCUGGGCGGCAGAGGUGCCCCGUCAUUGACAAGGGGCGCCUGGUCGCUGUUGAAGGGCUGUGUGAGGUGGAGAGCAUUGGGUGGCGGGGUGGGGUGGUGAAGGGCGGCGGCGAGGCCGAAUGAUGGGGGCCCCAUUUGGGGGCAGAGGUUGACCACAUUCGGCGGGCUGAAGGCUGAUGACGUGCUGUCCUUGAUCUCAUCUUCGACAAACUGCCGGACCAGCCUGUGACGGAAGUGGUGCAGCGCUCGGUGUAUCCACAGUUGGCGCUGAGAAAAGGACACGAUGGCCACGUCAAUCAAUGGACACACCUCUCUCUGCCAAUCGUUACCUGUCGAAUGAGGGGCCCCCUCGGUGACGGCGGUGCCGACCGACAGUACGGCACGUACAAAGGCGCCUCUCCCAACCCACCGCGCUCUCGAGUGUCUCUUCGCUGGUCAACAUGGCUGGCUGCCUUCGGGCCACUGGCGCGCGGCGAGAUCGGCGCCGAGACAGGCGAGAUGACUAGUUUGGGGAUUCGGAGCGACCGAGGCCGUGCGGGCGGCUCUUGUCGAGGCGCUCGUGGUGGGCUGCUGGUGCAUAUGUUGAUGCACGGAGAGGGUGAUGACGGCCGUGGUUGGCGCUGACGGGUGGCGGGCUCGCCGCCGAUCUGCUCGAUGCGCUGGGCGAUGCCGGCGAGGAAAAUCUCGCCAUACUGGAGAGCCUGUAAGGGGGAUUCGCACAUGACACACUAUGCACCAUGUACCGUCUUGGUGGCCGGUUACCUGUCCGACGGCUGCGGUGGGUAUCGGUUGUUGUGUGUCGGACUGUGCGGCGUGUUGGAUGUGGUACUGCACUUGGUCAUUGAGCUGGUUGAGACGCUCCUCGAAGCAGUGGCGGAACUCGGCCAUCUUGCCGACAGCUUGCUUGAACUCAGACCUGGGCAGGGCAGGCAGGGCCAUGGAAGGAGUUGAGCGGUGACGUGCUCCUGUGAACUAUGUAGGUACGCACCUGAAUCUUGCGAGCUGCUGCUCCUUUUCCAUGUACAGCUGGUGGAGCCGUUCAUUUCUCUGUCGGAGGUCCUCUGAAAGGCAAAGUGAAGUGCGCUAUACAUUUAUUUCCGUGGACCGAAGCAAGCGAGCCUCUCUUUUGCUUACCGAUGGUCUUUCUGACAGUGGGCGAAGACUCCAUGACACUGCUUAGCGUCUGCGGGGACACACACAGACACGCCAGCCGCAGGGCCUUCCUUCAUGCGUCAACCGGUAGUGCGUGCGCAUUGCCUCACCAUCGAUGCCCCGUGUUGCAGUGCCGCAGGUGGAGCUCCUCCCUCCUCAGAAAGCUCCGUGAUACGGCUCUCCAGCUCAGCAACCCGCUGGCGCAGCGCCAUUACGAGUGGAUGGUGGUCCAACAUGGCGUAGUCACGCGGCGAGGCGCUCAGGGCCAGCGAGGAACGGCGCUCGGCGUCGGCAUUAGCAGCGGCAGCCACCGGACUCAUCUCGUCCAAGUGCUGAUGCCAAGAGAGAUGGUCACGCAAGGAUGCACGUCAGGCAGUCAUCUAGAUUAUCAAGGCAAGUACACAUACCUGAGUGAAUUGGCGGAUGUUGGCUGUGGCGGUGUUGAGUCGUCUGAGAAAUUUGCCCUCUUUGGAGUUGGCGUCGAAUGUGACCAUGUGUCUCAUUCGGAUCCUCUUGGUGCCGCCGGUGGUGCCGUCCUCUGGGGCCUCGUCCUCGCCCCCCUCCACAACCUCAGGCACCUCAACGAUCUCACCACCGAUCUCCAUCGAACCUGGGCGGGGUUUGCAGACAAACGGAACGAGCACAGACACCGAUUGAUUGACUGGUCGGUUGGUUGGUUGGUUGGUUGGUUGGUUUUACUUCUGAGUUCGAGGUCUUCUUCCUCUUCGUCUUCGUCGAUGGCAGCGAUGGCGCUGAAGUUGUGCUGGGACGCCAAUGCGCUCAGAAUGGCGCUGGGGCUCGCUACCCUGCAUCCAUCAAAGGGGGUGCGGUUUACUCGUCUUCCUUUGUGUCAGUCACUCCUUGCCGAGAGCUUACGAUUGGGCGAGAGGCGUAUCUCCCGGCCCAACACCCAUUUCCGUCGUCUCAAUGCCGCCCCUCUGCUGCUUCAGCUUCUCAGUCAGCAGGGCAUUUGCCACAGCCUGUUCGGCAGAGUGUGUCUCCAGCGUCAUCAAGCGGAUCUGGAGGCGCUUGAACUCGCCGAGGAGGUUCUGGCUCUGCGUGCGCAUCUGGUUCACAAAAGCCAAAGCUUUGACCCUUUGGUUCUCGAGGUCGCGGCGGUCCUCCUCGGUCUUCUUGACGCAGUCGAAGUACUUGUCCCGGAUCUCAUUGACGUCGUUCUCCAGUUUCUCGAUCUGCGCGUCCUUUGCAGCGAUGGUCUUGGCCGUCUCACUGGCCGAUGCCUCCAGCUGAAACAUAUAUGGCGAAGGAAGAAUUGUCACUCAGGAAAAGAAUGCAGUGCGUCUUCGACCUGCAAGAGGCGUGAACUGAGUUCCUCCGCCUUCACCUCGAGCUCGCCGCUGCACAGUCAACAGACAGGUCAAGUAAGGUGCCUUGUCAGGGUUUCUCCGGCCCGUCAGCUCACUUGUAUCUGUCGGCAUUGGUCGCAAAGGCCUGCAGCUGCCUGAGCUGGUUCCGCAGGUCCAGCACUGCCUUCUUGUUCGAGAGGUCCUCCGGUAUCACCACAACAGGCAUGUCGCCCUUCCGCCCCGUCAUGCUGCUCUUUGCCCCCCUCCCGCCGGGUGCCGGAGACACAGAGAUCGAUGGCGUCUUGCCUUUGGCCGCUGCCGCCCUGGCCUUGGCCUUGGCGGGGACGCUCUUGCCCCUGCCAGCUGCUGUUGAGGGGGGAGGGGGUGUGAGAGAAAGGCGGGGCGCCUCUUCCUCCUCUGACUCUUCCAGGUCUUCAUGGGGCAUCUCGAUCAGUUUGGGGGUGGAGGGGAUACGCCCGAACGCCGACUGACGACGGGGACCCUAAACAAACGCACAAACAGGUCCACGCACAAUGUCCUCUGCCGGCGCCCUGCUGUCUUACAGCGUCUUUUCGGUAGCUGGUUGCAGCUGCCGUGUCGAUAGAUGCGCGUCGCCGCGCGGCCCUUUCCUCCUCCAGCUGUGCGAUGGCCAGCUCUGAUGCCAGAGACCCCGCUUCUAUGUUGGAGCUGCGACCGCUGCCGCCUCGCGUCUUCUGCAAAUUGCCGACCAACUCCUGCACGAAGAGGGGGGAGAUGAAGGGUCAUGAAUGCACAUCUGCCGAGUCCCGUCAUGCUUCCCAUCGUACGUACCUCUUUCUCUUUGAGCUGCUCCUGGACGGAUUUUAGCGUGGCUGGCAAAACACACGCAUAGAAACAGGAUGGAUGGCACAUGCCCCCGUUGUCGGUGCGCACCUUUCAGCGCUUCGCAUUGUCCCUUCCAGCGGUCCACCUCACUCAUCAAAAAGCUCUUCUGAAUCACGAAACUGAAUACACACACACACACACACGCACACACACCAGGCAGACAAGAGACACAUAGGUGCGGUAGUGCACCUGAUGUGUUCUCACUUACUCGCUUUUGAGGUUGUCGAUCUUGGCGCCCAUCUCCCUCUCCCUACAGUGCAGGCAGGCGCACCCUUCCAUGGAACCUCCAACUUGUGUGUAUUGUAUGUCUCUCCUACUUGGCCUCGAGCAGCAGCCGCUGUCCUCUGAACCACUGCUGUUGGCGGAGCUCCUCGUGCUCCUUGGAUGCCGACUCCUGCGCCUUGGCCUCGCUCUCUUGCACUGCAUGCGUCGUGGAUGUCGGAUUGGUUUGUGGGAGCCAGCAACCAACACCCAUUCAGGCGAUUGAACAGUGUGCGGUGUUGCGACUGACUGACCUUUGUCCUGGAGUUUUGUGAUUUGUGUCUGUAGCUCGAGGAGUUCCUUCUCGACGUUUUCGUAGUUCCGACGGAGCCUCUUUGUCUCCUCCUGCCACACACAGAGACAUCCAUCCACGGCCAGUCAAUCCACAAGCGAAUCGAUCACACGCACCUCCGAUGUCUUGAGUUUGGCCUCUACGAGAGCGAUGUCUCUGUCUCGGUCGAACAGCUGCUUCUCGAGCUUGAACUUGUCCGACCGGUCCUUACGGUAGGUGAGGAUCUCCUGCUGCAGAUCCUCUAUCUUGAGCUGAGCAUCGUCCAGACUUUGCACCAGCUCCUCUACCAUCUGCUCCUUCUGCUUCUCGCGAAUGCCCGACGGCCGCCGCUGACCACUCGACGUGCCGCUCCACCCGAUGCUGCCUGGCCCCGCACCUCCACCCCCCGCCAUGGCGGCCAUCAAAGGGCCCGGUUUGGUCGGCAGCUGUGUGCUCAUGACCGCGAUGGAUGCUCGACGGUUGCGGCUGGCAGCUGCAGCUGGGACGGCCAGACCACCGCCGCCUCGUGAAGGGGCAGGGAAGACUGACAGGGAUAAGAAAGAGGGCACAUAGCUGAGGGUGCUGCUUGUAUCGUGAUGUGUUGCCUUUGCGUACCCGGUAGUGGUUCGGGUCCUCCCGAGGUGGAGAGGACGGACGACCUUCGCGAGUCGUAUGACGACCCGCUGCCCUGAGGCAAAACGGAGGGGUGCUCGCCCUCUACCUCCUCUACAUGCUGAGCUAGCCUGCACACACCAACGAGAGACACACACAUGUCAUGUCAGGAUGGAGUGGAUGGAUGGAUGGAUGGCGUGUGGAAGACAUUCAUUGGGUGGGGAGACACGGCUUGUCUCGGGUGGGGAGACAUUCAUUCGCCCUGACCUGGCAAUUUCUACUUCCUUUCGCUCCAUCUGUUUGGACAUCUUCUUGAUAGUGACUUGCUGCUUCCACAACUUAGCAUACGGCAAAGCCACCUUGUCAGCCGGCACGCUGCCGCGCUUCGCCGCCGGCCCCACUGUGCUGGGGCGAACGUCUCUCUUGGCCACACCCUCCGCCGUCUUCGGGCUUACUGACACCGACUUGGCAGCUGGCCGUCUCCCCUCCCCACCUCUGCUCCCCAGCCGAAUGAUUGGUCGAGGCCCCGUGCCAAGAGGGCUUGGCGAGGUCUUCCUGCCAGUGGGAGAGGGGGGUGACUGCAGGCUGCCCUCUUGUCGCUGGCUCAGGCUGAGACGUGGCGCGUUGGCAUGAAACGUGUCAGGUGCCGGGGGAGUGGCGGCCUCUCUGUCGGUGGAACCGCGGGCGUUGGUGCCCUGACUCAGCUGGCUCGAGUGCCUGUGGAAAAAGAGAGAGGACUCACGUGCUUCUUCUGCAUGUCGGCUAUGUGACGGAUGCAUGAGUGACUCUCACAUUGAUGGCUGAGACAUCUGCGACGCCUGUGAGGCCGUGCGAUAGAGGUUGGCCGCACCCGCGUCGUCCGACCCCGCCGACCCUCGCCCCUUGGCUUUCGCCCGGGCCUUCUUUCUCUCGCCCUCCAGGCCCGCCAGGAUUGGUGACGGCCCGGCCUGCGAGUGGGUCGGCGACCCAGCUGCAGACGAGGACGUCAGCUUCAGCACGGGAGCUGACCACAACAACAAGGGAAUCCACACCAAGCACACCUUCUGACGGUUCUCUCUCCUCCCACCUGGUGUAGGACUUUCCGGUAUCUGUGCGAGGGACGACCUGAAUCCAUGGGAGGUCGGCAGAGGUGAGGGAGCUGGGGAAGUGUCGGCAUCGAAGUGAAGGGGGCUGGGGCGGCCUCGAGUGGGGUUGGGCGGCGUCUGGCCGCUCGGGACAGGCUUCGGGCUCGCCGACGCACUUUUGCUACCUGACGGAUGGACAGAAAGGAUGGAUGAAAGCCACCGAUUGAUUCAUCAUGGCAGUGAGUGUCUCGCUCACCUGGCUCCCGCAAAGUCUGCGACUUGGCGAGACCCUCUACCUCCUCAGGCUGGCUGAACAUCACACUGUCCCUCCCUCCGCUCCCCGACGAGCCUGCACUGCCACUCCUGCUUCCCGCCGCCCGGCCCCGUGAAGUCGGCCUCCCAGCCUGCGAUCCAUGAACAUCGUGUCAACUGACCACGCAUGGCUCUGCAUCGUGCGGCUGGUGCCUACCUUUGCUGGGCUGCUCGACGCGAGUGCAGAGGGUGUCUUGGGGAGUGCCGGGGAGGCAUCCUCCUUCUGAGAGGACUCUGAUACGGUGGGGAUGCGCUUCAUCGUCACAAUUCAGGGCUCUGCAAGGUAGAGGGAGGUGAAACGCGACAACGAC
Molecule: messenger RNA, 6941 nt
Organism: Vitrella brassicaformis
Lineage: Eukaryota; Vitrellaceae
Source: the annotation of a GenBank genome assembly